This is a messenger RNA of Paramecium pentaurelia, 1694 nucleotides long. NCBI's taxonomy places the organism in Eukaryota, Ciliophora, Oligohymenophorea, Peniculida, Parameciidae. The record is from the annotation of a GenBank genome assembly.
AUGGAUUCAAUUGACUAUAAAGAAGCUAAAUUCAAAUUUUUAGGAAUUAGAAAACACUUUUUUAUAGAUGUAACUUAUCACAUUACGGUUUUUGAUGAAAUAGUUGUUAUGGGAAGGGUAAAACUCAUCAAUAAAAUUUAGACAGCAGAUUGCCAGAAUCCUAAAUACAGAAUUAAACUGAGUCUAGAUACAAAAAUUAACUGGGAGAUAAUUAAGAGUAGAAAAGAAUUAGAGUACUUUGAAAUUGUUUAUUAAAAGAAAAAGAAGAUUUUUCAUGCCUAAGCAAAGGAUUUAUUAAAGUACUUUUAACUUCAUCUUAUUUAAGAUUUAAAUAACUUUUAGCUGGAAAGAUAAUGUUUGAGGGAAUAGGAGACUUAUUUUAACCUUUAUUUUAGGUUGGUAAAGGAAGUUCAGCAAAAGUAUGAAAAUAUACAAUUUAUUAAGGUGUACAGUGCAAGAAAUGUUUUAGAUAAUAGAGUUUAUGCAGUUAAAGCAAUCUAAAAGUCUUUUUUGAAGCUUUCAGAAAAUGGAAGUGGAAUGGUAUAUAUUAAAUAAAAGCUUAGUAAGCAUUUUAAUCUGAAAUAUAAAUCCUAAAAACAUUAUCAUAAUAUGAACAAAAUUUCUUAGUUCUGAGUGAGAUCUAUGAAGGAGAUAGUACCUUUUAUUUGGUAACUUCUUAUUUGGAAGGUUUAAGUUUAAGUGUAGAAUUGGAAAAAGCAAAGGUGAAUUUUAAUAUAUAAAUUAAAUAGACUCUUCCAUAGUAAAGAUUACCAGUUUAAAGUAUAAAAAUGAUAAUGAAGAAAUUAUUCACUAAUUUAAAAAUACUUCAUUCUCUUAAAGUACAUAUAUAUAUAUAUUAAUAUUAGAUAAUUCAUCGAGAUUUAAAACCUGAUAAUUUGAUGUUUGCUAGAAAGAAUGACUAUUCCUCAUUGGUUUUAGUAGAUUUUGGCCUUGCAACAUUAGAACUUGUAGAUUAGUAAUCAACUGAAAUUAUAUAAGAUAUUUAUUUCCAAAGUGUGGGACACCUGGUUAUGUAGCUCCUGAAGUAUUAAGUUCAAGAAGAGAUUAAAAGUAUAAUAGUAAAGUUGAUAUAUUUUCUGCUGGUUGCAUAUUUUAUAAAUUACUCACAGGACAAAGUUUAUUUCAGGGAUAGAAUUUUGAUGAAGUCUUAAGAUCAAAUAGACAUUGUCAUAUUAAUUUAGAAUUACCUAUAGAUGGAAAUUAUAUAACAGAUUAAUCAUUAGUAUGUUUUAUAUAAUUUAAUUUAGGAUUUAUUAAGAAAAAUGUUGAAUACAAAUGGACAGAUUAGAAUUUCUGCUAUAUAAGCUUUACAACAUCCUUUUAUUGAUUCUACUAACUAAUUUAGUACUUAAAUUAUAUAAACUACUGGUUAAUUAGGGAUUAAAAAUACCAUUUAUCAAUUAAAUCUGGCAGAAUUUGAAUCUAAAUAUAAUAGUUAAAAUGAAAUUGGAGAUGAAUAGAAUUAUAAAAUUAAUGAUCUAAAGAGAUAUUCUUUUAUAACUGAAGUAUAAUAAUAGAUGUCUUUAUCAGCCAAAAGAAGUAGUGGUUAAUUUUCAGGAACAUUCUAUUAAAAGGAUCCAUUAUCAGCUCUAAGAACAUUAAAAUUAUAUACAGAAACUUCAUAACCACUUAAAAAUAGUAGUCAUUCACAGCAUUCAGUAUCAUAAUUUUGA